Messenger RNA from Notolabrus celidotus (New Zealand spotty), 2256 nucleotides. RefSeq names its product RNA polymerase II associated protein 3 (gene rpap3). The record is from RefSeq and is a predicted model, not a curated record. The transcript is spliced from 17 exons. The coding region runs from base 171 to 2144 and encodes 657 amino acids. Gene Ontology annotation, molecular function: protein binding. NCBI's taxonomy places the organism in Eukaryota, Metazoa, Chordata, Actinopteri, Labriformes, Labridae.
GUGGUAAGCAGCGCAAAGCAUGCUGGUACCUCGCUGUCAUGGCUCCGUAUACAAACAGAAACCUCUGAUAAACACAUUUUCAUGAAGUUUAAGCCAAAUUGUCUGCGGCUACAUUUUACCUGUCACACCCAGCCGGAUAAUAAGUGCCAGGUAUUUUAUAAGGAGAUAACAUGUCCGGGGGAAACAAAGCCAUAGAGUUGCAGCUUCAGAUGCGGCAGAAUGCGGAGGACAUGCACAGCUUCAUGAAGGAGCUGGAGAGCUGGGAGACUGACAUCAAGAAGAAGGACGAGGACUUGAAGAAGGGAGGACUUCAGGAGGUUCAGAAGAAUCUCCCGCCUGUGCGCAACAAAGACUACAAAACAAAGAUGAGGGAGAAGAAGAAGAAGAAGAAAAAGAAGGAACACACAGGGAACGGUGACACAGAGGAAGAUGGAUCGAUGGAGGCCUCAAGGAUCAAAGCAUACGACUACCGAUCAUGGGACAAGUUUGAUGUGGACAAAGCUCUGGCUGAGAUGGAUAAGGAGGAGAGCCCUGCUGAGUCCAAUGAGUCAGACUCAGAGGACGCUGCAGCUGAUAAGGAGACAGCGCUGACUGAGAAAGAAAAGGGAAAUGCCUUUUUCAAAGAGGGAAAGUAUGAUGAUGCCAUAGAGUGUUACACCAGAGGGAUGGGUGCAGAUCCUUACAACCCUGUGCUACCAACAAACAGAGCCACCUCCUUCUUCAGACUCAAAAAGUAUGCUGUGGCAGAGUCGGACUGCAAUCUGGCAAUAGCUCUGGACAGCAACUACUUCAAAGCGUAUGCACGGAGAGGAGCAGCACGGUUUGCACUGAAGAAAUAUGAAUCUGCAUUAGAAGAUUAUGAGACGGUUCUCAAGCUUGACCCAGGGAAUGUUGAAGCACAGAGUGAAGUUGAGAAACUCACAACGAUCCUGGAAGAUCAGGUACCUUCCACAAAGAGUGAAGAAACCAAGCCAGAGGAGGCUCCCACAGAGGACCCUGAGCGGCAGAAACUGAUGGAGGACCAGCAGAGACGACAGGAGGCCGUUAUGCAAAAAGACAGAGGGAAUGCUUAUUUCAAAGAGGGGAAGUAUGAAGCAGCUGUGGAGUGCUACAGCAGAGGCAUGGAGGCCGACAGCAUGAAUGUGUUACUGCCUGCCAACAGAGCCAUGGCCUUCCUCAAGCUGGAGAAGUAUAAGGAGGCAGAGGAGGACUGCACCAAAGCCAUUUCUCUUGACAGCACCUACUCAAAGGCAUUCGCCCGCCGAGGCACUGCAAGAGUGGCUUUAGGAAAACUGCAGGAGGCUAAACAAGAUUUUCAGGAGUUGUUGAAACUUGAACCUGGAAACAAACAGGCCCUGAACGAACUCCAGAAACUCCAUCUUGACGAGGGUCCCAGUGGCCUCCUGGAAACACCAGACAGCAUGCAGAGGAGAACAGUUCAGCCAAUAGACAAACCCAAACAUCUGCAGUCAAGGAAACCUCUGAGGAGGAUCGAUAUCGAGGAAGUGAGUGGAACGAUGUCGGUGCCAGAGACGGCGCCCAGCGAAUCCAAGUCCUUCCUGCAGGAGGUGGUGAGAGAGACAGAAGACGAAUCCUCUUCACUGUCGACAUCACCCAGCGCUAAAAUGAUCAAGAUCGAGGAGAUAGCAGAAACCCCUUCUAGCUCAUCAGACCAAGCUCCAUCUACAAGACCGACCAAACAAACAGUGAAGGAGGAAAUGGUUCAUCCACCUGAACCAUCAACAAACCCCUCGCCAUCAGUCCCCGAACUCCCUCCUCCUCCCACCAACAGCUUCCAACUGGAGGCUGAUCUCCGCAAGAUCGGAAACCAGCCUGAAGUCAUUUAUAACUAUCUCAAGCAAAUCAAGCCUGAGGCAUACACAAACAUUUUCCAGAACUCCCUUGAACCUGACAUUCUCAACAAGAUCCUGAGGACGCUGCAUGGUUUCUAUAUAGCGAAUGAAGCCCCAGCCGUCACACUGGAGAUCCUCAGGAGUCUCGCGAGCGUGAGGCGCUUCGACAUGGCCGUCAUGUUCAUGUCAUCCCCAGAGAAGAAAGUGCUUAAAGAACUGUUUGACUCCCUUCAUCAAGCUGAGCUGGAAGCUUCUUCGAUCACGGCGUUACAGAAGAAGUAUGGUGUGUGACGUUUGAAUUGAUGUCACAUCUGUAGACUGUAAAUGUGAACACAAGUUGCUGCAAUGUUCUAAAAGGAAACCAAAGUAGUUAUAUUCUAAUAAACUUUCAUUCAUUUUCAUC